Penicillium chermesinum is the source of this 294-nucleotide messenger RNA. RefSeq lists its product as uncharacterized. Lineage: Eukaryota; Fungi; Ascomycota; Eurotiomycetes; Eurotiales; Aspergillaceae. Bases 1 to 294 code for a protein of 97 amino acids. The transcript has a single exon. The record is from RefSeq and is a predicted model, not a curated record.
AUGCCUUGGGAUUUACGGUCAGUAUGGUUGCUUGAGAGGAAUCGCUUCGAUAUUGACUAUGAGCAGCGCAAUGUGAUUUCGGCACCACGAUGGGCAGUUGCUGCUCCGGCUAUUGCGCUGCGACCAAGUGUCGGUCCACAGACCAACGCUGGCCCAACUGCCAUGAAGACAACGGCCCAUGCCUGGCCGAUGAGCACUGCUGCUAUAACAACAAAUGUGUCGAGGGUCUAUGCGCCCGUGGAGGGGCUUAAAUUGGGUAUUCGGGAGCACCCCGGUUGGUGCUCAGAGCUGUAG